Rhopalosiphum padi (bird cherry-oat aphid) is the source of this 3992-nucleotide messenger RNA. RefSeq lists its product as uncharacterized. Lineage: Eukaryota; Metazoa; Arthropoda; Insecta; Hemiptera; Aphididae. The transcript has 4 exons. The record is from RefSeq and is a predicted model, not a curated record. The coding region runs from base 239 to 2782 and encodes 847 amino acids.
UGUUUAUCUAUAUUUUAAAUUUUCAUUAAAAUUAUUGUAAUUUGCAAAAAUAAUUGUCCGAGCGUCAUCUUCGAAAAAUAGAAAUCAUUUAAUUAUCAUAUAAUGUGAUUUUAUUAACACAGAAAAUUCCGUAUUUUUUUACAGAUUGCAUAUUGAUAAUGAUUUAAUCUCAAUACUCUACAUGUGCUACAGGAUUUUCGGGAUAUAGGUAGAUUAAAUUUUCGAUAAACAAACAAAUAUGGACGCAUGCGGCAACCCAAUUCCUGGACCAUCAAAAGAGUUUAUAAAUAUAGAAACUGAUGAAUCUAAUUAUGACUUUACAUGGUUGGAAAAUGAGUUCAACAAUGAUGAUGCUAAUGAAGAUUUAAAAACUCCAACAAGUAUAGUUAAAAGUUUGAAUAAAAAUGACAGUUUUAAAAUUGAACAAAUUGAAACAAAUCCUAAUAUUCAAGAUUUUUUUGAAGAAAUUAAUUGCAUAGACUUUAAUCAAGAUAUUGUACAAAGUAAUUAUCCUUUUACAGAGUUAUUAGAACAAUGUAACAAAUUUAUUGAUAUUUUGGGCCGUAAUAUAGUUUAUUUAGAAGAAAUGAUUAUUGAAAUUAAUAAAAAUAUUGAAGUUUCAAAUAGAAAUGUAACCAAGGCUCUUAGUUGUAUAAAGUUUGAAAAAAAAAAUAUAUCUAAAGUUACAAUGAAACAUAUGAAAAUGAAAGCACACCUAGCAAACUUUUUUAAAAUUGGUUUAUUGAAUUGUCCACGGAAUCCUCAUCUUAUGGAGUUAUAUGAAACUGAAAGAUUAAUAUUAUCUUACAAUGGACGUUUUAUAUUAGAAGAAUGUGUUGAAAAAAAUCAAUGGAAUCAAGAGUUUAAAAAUAAAUUAGAAAAAGCAAUACAUGCUGAAGUAUUGAACAAACUAAAAAUUCCUAUGCUUGAACAGCACUUGCGUCUUGGUAUAGAUCGACACAAACAAGUUGAUCCAAUUAUGAAACAUAAAAUUGAAAUUGAAAUGUUAGAUCUAGAAAAAGAAUUAGAUAUUAUAUCUACAACACCAUUUAAGCAAUUAGUGCUUCAGUUUAUGGACUCAGAUGCAAAGUAUGAUUGGUUACAUAUUGCAAAAGAAAUUGAUAAACCGGAUUUACAAUGUCAAAGGUUUUGGAAUUUAAUUUUAAAACCUCAUAUAUCUAGAGCUAGAUGGACUAAAAGUGAGGAUGACAGUUUAAUUGAAAUUGCUGCAAAAAAUGAGGAAAAAAAUUGGCAAAAAAUAGCUGAUGAAUUAGCUACGAACCGCAAUGAGUUACAAUGUUUUGUUCAUUAUCAAAAAUAUAAGAAAAUGUUACAUACAAAAGGUAAAUGGUCAAAGCAAGAAGAUCUGAAACUUAUAGAUAUAAUUAAAGAAAACUCCGUGGAUAAUAUCAUCAAUUGGCAAAGAGUGUAUUUUGCUAUGCAAGAUAAUAAGAGAACUGUUGAUCAAAUCUAUAUCAGAUGGAUGCAAAGUUUGAAACCAGGCAUUAAGAAAGGGUUUCUGACUGAGAAUGAAAAAUUUAUUAUUAAAGAAGCUAAAAUCAAAAAUUUACCCCCAUCAAUAGUAUCAAUGAAUCUAACUAAUCGAACACCUGCACAAGUUCGUAAUGCUUAUCGUAGAAUUGUAUUAUAUGAUGAAGACAUUUAUAGAGGUGGUUGGACAAUUGAAGAAGAUAAAAUGUUAAUAAUUGCUGUAAAUUCCUGUGCACCUAAUGAAUUUAGUUGGACACAAUUAUCUCAACAGGUACCUGGGCGUAAUGCAGAACAAUGUCGUCAUAGAUUCAAAUUAAUUGAAAAAAAAUUAAAACUUAACCCAAAAUUGACUGUUGAAGACAUUCCACGACCAAUCCGAUCAUAUAGAUCCAAAAUAUCCUUUUUUCCAGAAGAUGAAUUAAAUGGAGAUUUACAGGAAAAAUUUAAACAGAAUCGCAAAUUGCUUAAAACAUCUAAUUUACCAUUGGAAACAAAUGCUGAUCGCAAGUUGAAGAAAGCAUACUUAGAAAAUAAGUUUGUUAUUAACAAUUGCAAUCUGUCUAGUAAAUGUGAUCUCUACAGACAUGUACUUGAUUACUUGGGAGCUAAGUUGGUUGUACCUAAAACGUUUGCCCAUAAAGAUGAUUUGAUUGAUGAUGGACUUAUGAGUAUGAUGACUUAUAUAUCAGAAGAGUGUCCCAUUAAUACAAUGCCAUUAGAUACCAGUAAUGUUAAGCAUGAUUUGUAUGACCCACUAAUGACCCACGAAGGAGUUCACAAUGUUUUAAGAACAAGUGAUAUUAUCAAUUCUGAUCUAAGUGAAAUAGAAGGUUUAUUAGACAUUAGAAUGAGGAAUUUUCCAAAUAAGCAACCAAAAGAAGGUAUUAAUACAAAUAGUUCUAUUAAAAAAAAGAAAGAUUCGCUAUUACCUCUACAGUCCAUUGGUUCUGUACCACCAAAUCAUGAGACAUUUAAAAUGUUGUAUACAUAUAUGAAUUCUUUAACUUCUAGUAUGAAAAUCGAUCACUGUAAAGAUUCAAGUAUGCAUUUUGAUUGGGAUGACAAAGAAUCAAUAAAAUUACAUAAACGCCUUGUCGCCAUGUUAAGGUUACCAGUAUUAUUUUCUAGUUUGGUACCAUACAAUACACCAAACAUAAAUAUAAUCGUAAAUACUGACGAAGUUAAUAAAGAAGAAAUAAAAAUAGAACCAUCUUCAAAUUAUUCUGAAAUUUCUAGAAAUACAUACUCUAAAAAUAAAAAAUAUAAUUUCAAUUUAAAAAAUAUUUUAUAAAAAUUAUGUUCUCAGAUUUUAUUAGAGAUAAUAUUAGUGAUACAAGUAUAUAAACAUAUAUUUUUGUAAAAUGGGCAUCAAAAGUGUGUAAAAUAUAAAAAUGUUUAUAUAAUUAAUAAUAUUAAACUAUUUGUUUUUAUAACAGUUUAAUUUGUUAAAAACAUACAAUUUUUACUGAUAAUUAGUGGUAAUAAUAUUAUGAAUUAUGAUCUCAAUGAAUUGAUUUUAAAGACUGAAAUUUGUAUUACUUUAAGUAUAUUUAACUUGAUAUGUACACAACAAUAAGUAAAAUGUAUAAAUGUAUUGAAUUAAAAUUAUUCAUUUAUGAUUAAUAUAUUAUACCUAUGUAAAUUUAAAAUCGACCUGUUAAGAUUAUUUUUGAUAAUUCAUAUAAAUAUUAUAAUCCUCAUAAAAUAACAUAAUGAUAAGUGAUCAUUCAAUUUGAAUAAUUAAAUCUAUAGAAUUGUGAAUUUCAAAAAGUGUAAUUAUUAAUUGUAUAUUUUUAUAUUAUUUUCUUAUUUUGUAAUUAACUAGGCAAUAAAUAUUAGAGAUAUGUGCUGUAAAUUUUACCAACUUUUUUUUACUAGUAAAUUAUUUUUUAUCAACAAAAAAUAUUUUGUGGCCCUUCUAAUCAAAUGCAAUCAAAAAUGCCUUUUCUAGUAUUGUAAAGAGUAUGGACUAAAAUCUUAUCUUAUCUUUGAAAGAGUACAACAUAAAUUCCUAAAAUAUGCAGCAUUUAUUUUAAGUAUCGACCAUCCCACCAUCCACCUCAUGAUUAUAACCCAAUUUGAAAUAAGCUUGGUUUAUCAUCCUUAGUUGAUUGAAGUUGCUAACCUGAAAUUUCUCCGCCUACUAAUAGAUGGCUGUAUUGAUUCUCCUGUUAUACUUUCCAUGGUAAACUUUAAAGUCCCUUGCUCUUCUGUCGGUCAAAUUUAUCCAUUUUUUAUUCCAAAAUGGAACACCAAUUAUGUUGAAUCAGCCAAUCCUUAGAAUGAUGCUAUGGUAAAUAGUGAUCCAUCAUUUUUUAAGUAUUUGUUGUAUCUUUUAUUGUGUUAUUCAUCAUGUUUUUUAUUUAAGUAUAAUUAGAAUUGUCAUUGUUGUUAUUCAUUGUAAAAAUUUUAAUUAGUAUUAUCAUAUCAUGUAUAAUUAGGAUCAGCCCGUAUUGUUAUAAUAAAUACCUAAAUAAAUAAAUAAUUGGAUUCUGAACAAA